This is a messenger RNA of Zalophus californianus (California sea lion), 2480 nucleotides long. It is a transcript of the gene ARMCX5, whose product is annotated as armadillo repeat containing X-linked 5. Lineage: Eukaryota; Metazoa; Chordata; Mammalia; Carnivora; Otariidae. The transcript is spliced from 3 exons. The coding region runs from base 650 to 2146 and encodes 498 amino acids. The record is from RefSeq and is a predicted model, not a curated record.
CUUGGUAUCACUCCGCUUCCAUCAGGCCGGAUCCCCUUACACUGCGCUCUAGCUCCUCCCGCUGCAGAUUUGGGUACUGGGGACGUGGCAAAGCAAAGUCUGCGGAGGAAAAGGGCACGGCACCCCUUGAGGCAAGGAAAUAAGAAAACUGCCUCUGAUCCAAGCAGAGCAGGUCCAACUUCAGUGGCAGAUCUGGUGUCCUUGGAGUGGCUGAAGACCACCACCCUCCACAGGGCUGCGCUCAGGCACACAGCCAUUCUUCCCUUACCUGAGUGAGCUUCCUCUGCACGUUGUUUAUAUCAUUGGCAGAGCCUGUAGUUGGAAAGGGGGCCGAGUGACGAAUGGACUUUGUAUGAAAACACCAACCUGGGACAGACCUUCAGUCAAGGUUGAGAUGGGGUUGGGGUAUAUAACCUGGCCUUGCCUUUAACUUGGAUCAUGACUGGCUCUCAGACUAAGGCAGGGGCAGAGCAGGGGCUGGGGCUGCCCUAAAAGCUGCAAUCAGUGGCCCUGCCAACACUAGAGCCAAGGCUAAGAUCCAGGCCAAGGCAGUGGUUGAGGCAGAACUGAAAACAGGACCAGUGCCCCAGGCCAAGGCUGGGGAUGGAGCAGUGGCCAGGACACAGUGACCUACCCUGAGGCCGUGACUAUGACAAGGGAUGUGGGCAAGAUGGAAGCUAUGACUAAGAAUAGAGUCAUGACUGAGACUAAGGCAAAAUCCAUGGCAGAACCUGGUAUAGUGCCCCAGACCAAGCCAAAGGUGAUGCCUAUGGCCAGGGUCAGUGCAGUGACCAAGUACGAAGUCGAGGCUGGUGCUGGACGUGAAGCCAAUAUCAGGUCCUUUGCCAAGGCUGAUGAUAAAGCCAAUAUUAAGUCCAGGCCCCAGAGAAAGAGAGAGGAUGGCAUCAAAUUCAGGGCUGGGGCUGGGGACAGAGCUGGUAUUGUAAUCGAGUCCAGUGAUGAGGAUGAAGAAAAUGUCUGCUCCUGGUUCUGGACCGGAGAAGAGCCUAGUGUAGGAUCCUGGUUCUGGCCUGAAGAGGAGACUCCUUCUCAAGUUUAUAAGCCUCCACCUAAGAUCCAGGAAAAGCCCAAGCCCAUACCCAAACCAGAACUCACUAUAAAACAAAAAGCAGCAGCAUGGUCAAGGGCCAGGUAUAGUGUCCUAGUCCCAAUAGAAGGAGGGGAGCCGUCCUUGCCUGCAGAAGGGAAUUGGACUCUGGUUGAGACCUUAAUUGAAACUCCUCUGGGGAUUCGGCCUCUGACCAAGAUCCCACCCUAUAAUGGGCCUUACUUCCAAACCUUAGCUGAGAUCAAAAACCAGGUUAAGUAUAGGGAAAAGUAUGGGCCCAAUCCAAGAGCCUGCCGCUGUAAAUCACGUGACUUUAGUUUAGAGCCUAAAGAGUUUGAUAAACUCGUUGCCCUACUUAAGUUAACUAAGGAUCCUUUUAUUCAUGAAAUAGCUACUAUGAUAAUGGGCAUCAGUCCUGCUUAUCCAUUUACCCAAGAUAUAAUUCAUGAUGUAGGUAUUACUGUUAUGAUUGAAAACUUGGUCAAUAAUCCCAAUGUUACAGAACACCCUAGAGCUUUAAAUAUGGUAGAUGACAACUCUGAGUCUUCUGAAGAACCAAAACCAGCAGAGUUAUAUAUACAUCAAGUUUGUAAGGACAUAAUCUCUUACCCGUUGAACUCCCCUGUGCAACUGGCUGGACUAAAAUUAUUAGUGCACCUGAGUGUGAAAUUUGAGGAUCACCGUAUAAUUGCUAAUUACAUUCCAGAUUUUCUUACUUUGUUAAACAAGGGAAGUGUCAAAACCAAGUUUUAUGUUUUAAAAGUGUUUUUGCGCUUGUCUAAAAAUCAAGCCAAUACAAGAGAACUGAUUAGUGCCAAAGUACUAUCAUCAUUGGUUGCUCCCUUUAACAAGAAUGAGUCAAAGGCCAAUAUUCUUAAUAUCAUUGAAAUAUUUGAGAAUAUAAAUUUCCAAUUCAAAAAGAAGGUGAAGCUGUUUACCAAGGAAGAGUUCACUAAAUCUGAGCUUAUUUCCAUAUUCCAGGAAGCAAAAGAGUUUGGUCAGAAACUCCAAGACUUAGCAGAGCACAGUGAUCCUGAGGUGAGAGAUAAAGUUAUACGAUUAAUACUCAAACUCUGAAUGGCUGUAUGUUCUCACAAAACCACGAACAAUUUUUUUGGUGUUGUAAUAUGAAGCCACGCGUAUUAUAAUUGUUAGUUCAAUAUUUAUGUUAUUUGUAUUGAUUGAAGGAGGCAACCUUAUGGCUACCAAAUGAUCUUGAGAGCUUGAAUGUGUGUUGAUUUUCAUUGUGCUAUAUAAAUGGAGAUAUUUUUAGUAUUUCUGCAACAUUACCUGAUAAUGGACCUAUUCAUUCUGAGUAAGCUAUACUUCUGUGCUUUAUAUUGACAUAAGUGUAUUCAUUUGAGACUUUAUUUACAUGUUAAUAAAGUUGCAUGCUAAAACUGGUGAAAAC